UCCUGUGUUUGUAAACUGAGAAAAACUGGAACUCGGGCGAGAAACUAAAAGGGCGAUAUACGAGGAAACGAAGGGGGUGAGUGCCAGAUGACUGGGGUGGGCGACGUGUCCUGAUAGACAGACUAUCUCCAGUGACGUUCCCCUGUCACCCACCCACCCCACCCUUACGCUUCGGGAUCACAGCGAUGACGCAUCUGCCAAGUAGCUCGGUCCGAGACCACAUGAAAUGGGCGGGCUUGCUGGGAUGCGAGGCUGUGCUGUCCAGCAUGGCGCUGAUGCAGGCCAGCUCCAUGGCAGGGCAGAAGAAGAUGCUGUCCCCCCUGGGUCAUGGACAGAGGGAUGGCCCGGAGCGUGCCCCACAGAGUCACAUGAUCCUGCCCUCUGGGAUGAGCUGCCCACCGCUGCUGAUCAGAAAGGAGGGCGAAUUCCACUCCGCUCGGCUGCUGGAUGAGAAGGAAAUGAGAGAGAGCGAGGAUUCGCAGCUGAAAAAGAAGAACAGGAAGUCUGGAACGCCCUGCAAAGUGGUGGUGGUAGAUGAGAACGGAGAGUGUCCACUCAAAGUGCAGAAGAACUUCAUCUGUGAGCACUGCUAUGGUGCAUUCCGCAGCGGAUACCACCUGAAGAGACACAUCCUCAUCCAUACAGGGGAGAAGCCGUUUGCAUGUGAUGUGUGUGACAUGCGAUUUAUUCAGCGUUACCACCUGGAGAGACACAAGCGAGUGCACAGUGGGGAGAAGCCCUAUCAGUGUGAGCGCUGUCAACAGACCUUCUCCCGGACAGAUCGUCUGUUGCGACACCGUCGGCUGUGUCAGGGGCGUGGUCUGACCAAAGUGGAGAACCAGUCCUGUUUCGAGGGGCGGGCUUAUUCCCAGGAACAGCCGCCACCCCCAACUGCAGCCUGGAGCCCCCUGCACGCUCCCCAAGGGGAGAAGCCGUUUGCAUGUGACGUUUGUGACAUGCGAUUUGGUCAGCGUUACCACCUGGAGAGACACAAGCGAGUGCACAGUGGGGAGAAGCCCUAUCAGUGCGAGGGCUGUCAGCAGACCUUCUCCCGGACAGAUCGUCUGCUGCGACACCGCCGGAUGUGUCACGGGCGUGGCCUGGGCAAGGUGGAGAACCAAUCCUGUUUUGAAGCACGGGCCUAUCCCCAGGAGCCUCCGCCUGCCCCUACAGCUGCCUGGAGCCCCCUCCAUCCUCCCCCAGGGGUGAAGCCCUUUGGGUGUGACGUGUGUGACAAGAGGUUUGCGCAGCGUUACCACCUGGAGAGACACAGGCGAAUGCACAGUGGGGAGAAACCGUAUCACUGCGAGCACUGUCAACAGGGCUUCUCCCGCACAGAUCGUCUGAUGCGACACCGUCGGCAGUGUCAGGGGCGUGGCCUGGUCAAAUUGGAUAACCAGUCCUAUUUUGAGGGACGGGUCUAUUCCCAGGAGCACAUGCCACCACCACCACUGCAACCUCCUCCACCGCCACCGCCGCCGCCGCCACCACCACCGCCACCCCCUCCGACAGCCGUCUGGAGCCCCCUGCACCCUCCCCAAGGGGUGAAGCCCUUUGGGUGUGACGUGUGUGACAAGAGGUUUGCGCAGCGUUACCACCUGGAGAGACACAAGCGAGUGCACAGUGGGGAGAAACCGUAUCAGUGUGAGCGAUGUCAGCAGAGCUUCUCCCGCACAGAUCGCCUGGUGCGACACCGUCGGCAGUGUCAGGGGCGUGGCUUGGUCAAGAUGGAUAACCAAUCCUAUUACGAGGGGAGGGCCUAUUCCCAAGAGCCGCUGCCACCACCACCCCUUCCACCACCACCGCCGCCACCUCCCCCGACAGCCGUCUGGAGCCCCCUCCAUCCUCCCCCAGGUCGCCUGGCCGUCUGACAGCCCCUUACCCACACCACCACCCUGGAAAAACACAAGCCACAAUCUGAUGGCGACACAGUCUGGAGCUCAGAAGCGCCACUGCCAGGCGCAGACCGGAACUGCAGCUCCAGUCAUGAGCAUCCAGAAGAGAGAGAGAUGAACGUUGUGUUUGUUUUUUAUUAUUAUUUUUAUAUUAGCUAGUUUGUGUCAGUUGGUGAUGGAUUAUUUUAUGCUUGGUUUAUCUGAUGUUUCAUACAGUUUCUCUGGUUUGUUAUUGUUUAGCUUUAGUUUUUUUAUUUACAUAUUACUGAAAGAUAGGGAAAGACAGGAUGGGUGGGUUAAGCAUGGCAGUGGUGAAGGGAGAUUUAUACAGGCAUGUAUGAAUAUGGUAGAAGUGAUAUGGUUGAAACAUUUACAUGUAGUUGUCUCUAUUAGAAGGUUUUUGGAUAAGGUACUACAGUGGGAGGUUAGGUUUUAUAAAUAGGGCAUGAGUUAUGAUGUAGAAAAAAGGGAGAAAAAGCAUUUUGUAUAUUUGCAAAUGGGAACCAUUCUGUUCUCAAUCCAGGGUUUUGGGUUGGUGCUUAGUCAGUUAGUUCCAUAACACUCAAUGAUAGAAAGAAGCCGCACAGAAUGAGGGUCAGUGAUAUUCUCUUACAUGGCAUAUAGAUGACCCAUGUAGAGCUACACAGAAGACUCAGGAUACAACACUUGAAGGCAGCUCUACCAGUUUUUCCUUUAAUUUUAUUCCUGUUGUUUACAGGCAUACUGUACAUUAGGCAAAUAACAGGUCUUUCACAAACCCUUAUGGCCUUCAGACAUGUGCAUAAGUGAUUUCUAAUUGUGACAGUAGUUUCCAUUUGUUUGUUUUACUUUACCUUGUGAAUGAGAUUGACAGUUGCUGCUGGUGCGUUUUAUGUUUCAGUAUUCGUGAUUAUGAGAAAGUGUUUGCUGAAGGCCUCCUGUGACAAGGGAAAGGUGUUUAGAGUUAACAGUGGCACAACUGACAAGGCAAAACAGACAAGUUAGGAGCCAGUAGGGGGAGAGAGCAGUCAGUGGAUUCAUCAUGUUUCAAUCACUUAACAGUGAUUCUGUGAAUGAAUUUCAAGGACCUUUUUUCUGGGAUUUUCUUAAACGCUGGAUUGACAGAUACAAGCUGAUGGCAAGGCUUCCAAAAUGAUAUAUCUUUUGUUUUUCAGUCCUUUGACAGAAGGGGACAGAACCACAAAAUCAUGAAAAUAAAUGACCAGUACUUGUAUUAGUAUUGUUUUCAAUAAUCAUAUUGUCUAAUAAUUUAAAUAUCCUAAGAGCCCUACAGUACCUCAGAUAAUUGCCGUGUUCUACUCCCCUUCCCAAUUCUAGUAAAUCUUCCUUAGGAAAAUUAGGAGAAUGAGAAAUUGUAUCUAGUGUAGUAGUCACAGAUUAGAAUUUGUUGUAACAGUCUUGCAUGCAGAGUUGUGGUCCUCACUUAAAUUAAAAGGAUCAUAAAUUCUUUGAAUAGAUAAAAGAUUUAGAUAAAAUACCUUUUUAUUAUUAAUAUUUACCCUCAUGAUCCAGGUAGUGGCACUGUAUGAAGUGAAGAGCAGAGCUUCCAUUAAGCUGAAAUAAACAACUUUUUCAAACGACA
This is a messenger RNA of Megalops cyprinoides (Indo-Pacific tarpon), 3477 nucleotides long. Its product is annotated as zinc finger protein 436-like. The transcript has 13 exons. Gene Ontology annotation, molecular function: RNA polymerase II cis-regulatory region sequence-specific DNA binding; DNA-binding transcription factor activity, RNA polymerase II-specific. The record is from RefSeq and is a predicted model, not a curated record. NCBI's taxonomy places the organism in Eukaryota, Metazoa, Chordata, Actinopteri, Elopiformes, Megalopidae. Gene Ontology annotation, biological process: regulation of DNA-templated transcription. Bases 186 to 1871 code for a protein of 561 amino acids.